Dentiscutata heterogama is the source of this 1407-nucleotide messenger RNA. NCBI's taxonomy places the organism in Eukaryota, Fungi, Glomeromycota, Glomeromycetes, Diversisporales, Gigasporaceae. The record is from the annotation of a GenBank genome assembly.
AUGAAUUCGUAUAAAGAUUAUAUGGAUCCAGGAUUUCAACCUCAAAAAAUUACUAUCGCACGGUUGCGUGAAAUAUUAGAUGCUCAUAAUAUACAUUAUACUGGUAGAGAAAAGAAGGCUGGUUUAAUAAGAAUUUUUAAUACUCAAGUUCGGCCGCUUAUACCAUCUUUACGAGAAAAGGAAACUGGACUUACUUUAACUUCAGAAAUAAAACCAUAUUCAUAUUCAGUUCGUUCAUCGCCACGUAGAUGGUCAAUUACUUAUCGUUAUGGUGUAAUUUUUGCAAUGUUGACAAUUUUAAUUGGAUUUUUGUUCAACUAUGACUUGGGUGCUAGCUUUUGUGAUGAUGCUGAAUUUUCGAAUAUUUCAGUCAAUUACGAUGGAGUAUCAAAAGCUACUUGCAUUCCUUGCCCAUCUCAUGCUCAUUGUUCAAAGGAUAACAUCAUCUCGUGUGAUAAAGGUUUCAUAUUAGUAUCAUCUUCGAUUCAAUGGCUCAAACCUUUUACCAGUAGAUGUAUACUUGAUCUUAGUCUUGCGCGAAAAGUUAAAAAGUAUACCGAGCUGCUUAAAAGCAUUGUUGCCGAAGAAACUGGAAAAUUUGAAUGCGAAAAUGGUCUUCAAGAGAAUUUAUUGUUUCAAAAGCUCCUUGUUCCACUUCGUAAUAAGAAAUUAGUAAAUAUGGAUACUGACCAAGAUUUUGAAAUGUUCACUCGUCUUGCGUUAGAAUACUUGAAAUCUGAUGAUGAUGUUGAAGUUACAUAUGAAAAAGAGUUUGGCCGUAAAAUUAACAUAUAUAUUUUCUCAAAGAAUCCAAGACGUUCUCUUGCUUGCCAACUUAAACCCUAUCUUAUCCAUAAAAUUAAUUUCUGUAAAGCUUGGAUACCAGAGAACGCCAAAAAAAUUAUUGAGACUGACUCUAUAAUUGAAAAGACGGAAAUGACGAUAUUAACAACUUAUGACGAAGAUUAUCUCUCUGUCGCGAAAUAUUUUCACACGGGACUUCCACACAACACUAUACUUGGAAUAUUGAAGUUGAAAAUGCCAACUAAAUUUAUUAGAGAUCAUGCAGCAUAUAAAAGGCGGAACGGUUUUAUGUCGUCAUAUAUAAUGUUUCAUGGCACAAAAUCUCUAUGCGAUCCCAAGCGAUUUAUUAAAAAUCCACAAGAUACGUUUUGCAAUGAAGGAUGUGGAGUAUGUGGAAUUGUGCGAGAAGGUAACAAAACAAAAUAUGCCUCAAAAUACUACUCUGAUAAACGUCAUAUGUGGUUUGCCAAUAGUUCAUACACUUCAUAUUACUAUUGUAAUCGCUAUAGUGCUAUUACGAACGCAAUGUUUGUCGUCGAAGUUGUUGCUAAAUAUGGCGAUUCUAUAACAAUAGUUGAUUGUGAUGCGGUACACAUUCCAUAA